Molecule: messenger RNA, 828 nt
Organism: Monoraphidium neglectum
Lineage: Eukaryota; Viridiplantae; Chlorophyta; Chlorophyceae; Sphaeropleales; Selenastraceae
Exons: 6
Coding region: 1-828 (275 amino acids)
Molecular function (GO): protein binding
Source: RefSeq, a predicted model, not a curated record
AUGGGUACGGCUAGGGACGCGUUGAGAGGUGCCCUGCUGCAGAGCACCAGCAGCAGCACUGGCAGCAAAGAACCGGAUGGCGUGCUUACGGCGACCCCGGACGCGCCUGGAGAGUGGCGGAGCAAGUCGACAUGUCUUGACUGCGUGCCCACGACCUCCACAUACCUUGAGGAGGACGACGACGGACGCAAGCCUAACGAGCUGUUCGGCAAGUUCACCUGGAAGAUCGAGCGCUUCUCUGAGAUCAGCAAGCGGGAGCUGAGGAGCGCGCAGUUUGAAGUGGGAGACUACAAGUGGUACAUCCUAGUGUACCCGCAGGGCUGCGACGUCUGCAACCACCUGUCGCUGUUCCUGUGCGUGGCGGACUACGACAAGCUGCUGCCGGGCUGGAGUCACUUUGCGCAGUUCACCAUUGCAGUGGUCAACAAGGACCCAAAGAAGUCAAAGUACUCUGACACGCUGCACCGGUUCUGCAAGAAGGAGCAUGACUGGGGGUGGAAGAAGUUCAUGGAGCUGUCCAAGGUGCUGGACGGCUUCACACUGUCGGACACCCUCGUCAUCAAGGCGCAGGUGCAGGUGAUCCUGGACAAGCCCGGCCGCCCGUUCCGCUGCCUGGACGCUCAGUACCGGCGGGAGCUGGUGCGCGUGUACUUGACCAACGUGGAGUCCAUCUGCCGCCGCUUCUGCGACGAGCGGCGCGCGCGGCUGGCGUGGCUGCGGGGCGAGGCGGGGCCGUUCCGGGAGUGGUGGGACGGGCUCAGCCCGGAGCGGCAGCGGCGGCUGACGGCGGAGCGAGGGGAGGUGCGCGGGGGCCAAGAUGGGGGGUAG